GUUCCAAUUCCAUACCGUUUGCCUGCUUGGUGCCUUAUUGGCGCUGAACAGUUUUGUUGUAUUGAUUGUGUGACGAAUAAAGUCAUAUUGUUUAUUUGUUUGUUUUGUAAUUAUAAUUUUCUGUUAAUAUAAAAUGCAUAUACAUCGAGUUUGUUAAAAACAAAAGUUAUUAAAAAAUGGUUAGCUGUAUCUUAUGCUUGUCCGAACAAGCGCCCGACUAUAUACAAAUUUUCUCAAACAAGGGUGUAAGUUUAGACGUCUGUGGCAUUGUUUCUAAACAUUUCUGGAUUAAGCCCAAAAAAACUUAUACCACUGAACAAGAACAAAUAUGUGUAACGUGCUGGGCAGAAUUGGAGCAAUUUCAUCGUUUUUACAAGCGCGUUGCUGAAGCUCAUAAUUGGUGUGAGAGCAAAAGCGAAUUUUUACCAGUUGGCUUGGAAAAUGACCCUUUGCCACAGGAAGUAAUAUUCAAAUCGGAAGACUUAGCAAGUGCUGGGCAAUUAGUAGAAGCUUUGGGAGACAGUUUCUUUGACUCGGAAGUUAAAGUUGAAGUGCAUGAUUUGGAACUCUUACCACAAAUUGAAAUCAUAGAAGAAGUUGCGCAAGUAAGUCUUCGUGCGCAACGUGCUAGUAGACGUAAUCGCCUUUUGAUGGAAAAUAGUUCUGAUAACUCCAACUUGUCUCCGAUUCCUAAACGAAUUAAAAAAGAAAAUUGUGUUACAUUAAGUGAAUUUAAUGAUAUAACAGACGUAGAACCCAAAGUAGAAACAGCAAAUGAGUUGAAUAUUAAGACUGAUACUGUCUCAGAAUUAAGUACAAGUAUUGACAACGAAGCAACAACGGAUAAAAAAAUUACAAAUUUAGAAGAAACUCCAAAGAAACGAAGAGGGCGGCCUAAAAAAUUAAAGGAGGAAACUCCAAAACGAAGUCCAAAACAACGAAUUAACGUAAGCAUUGAGAAUUCAGCUAUUAAAAUUGAGUUACCAGCUAGUGAGAGCGAUGGAGAUGAUACGACAUAUGCAAAUCUUACUUCAAAUUUCGAUUCAGGCACUGACGAUACUUCCAGUUCAUCAAGUGAUAAUGCUUCGGAAAAAAGUUUACCAGACAUCGAACCGCAAGAACGUUAUGCAGAAAUUCCUAAACGUAUCGUGGUAAAACCUAAAAAAUACAGAAAAAGAGAAAAACCUUUGGUUCCACCAAAACGUAUGACGCGAGAAGAGAUUGAACGCAAAAAUCAACAACAGGCAGAAUACGAUAAGAUUAUAGCGCAAUUCUUUAUGAAAUAUUCAUGUCCCAAAUGCAAUUUGUUAGUACAAAAUUUUGGUGAUAUGAAGAAACAUUUUCGUGCUUCUCACAAUGAUGAACCUGGUUAUAUGACCUGUUGUGGUCGAAAAUUUCAACUACGCAAAACACUAGCCGAACACAUUUACGUACAUUGGAAUCCAGAGCAUUUUAAAUGUAGUGUAUGCAGCAAAAUAUUUCAAGACUCACGUUCUUUGGAAAUACAUGAGCUUGCACACACCAACCCUACAGAACAAAAAGAACGGAAGCUAUUCCAUUGUGACAAAUGUCCUAAGGCAUUCACAACAAAAGCAGCCUUCGAAUAUCACUCGUUUUCCAAGCAUGUUCCCAAAUCGGAAUUUAAAUUUUCAUGUCCUGAAUGCAAUAAAAAAUUACCAACUGAACGUAAAUUGAAAGAUCAUAUAAAGUACAUGCAUGAUCCAGAGAGUGCUAUUAUAUGUGAUAAAUGUGGCAAACAAAUGCGUAGCCAAUCAAAUCUUAAAAAACAUCACGAAAUUGAACACUCAGAUGUACCACGUCCUGCUCCAGUACCUAUGCAAUGUGAAAUUUGUGGUACAUGGCUACGUCAUAUAGCCGGUCUCAAGCAGCAUAUGAAGACAAUACAUGAAGAUAGUGGAGGAGAACAUCGCUGCCAUAUAUGCAACAAGGUUUCCACAAAUGCACGCGCACUUAAGCGGCACAUAUAUCACAAUCACGAGUGUGAACGUAAAUUUAAAUGUACAAUGUGUGAAAAAGCUUUCAAGCGGCCACAGGAUCUAAGAGAGCAUACAUCGACUCAUACUGGGGAAGUUUUAUAUACAUGUCCAAAUUGUCCGAUGACUUUCUUUUCUAAUGCAAAUAUGUAUAAACAUCGUCAACGUUUACAUCGUGCUGAAUGGGAAGCUGACAAGAAAAAACCAGUACCGCCAAAUAUAAUGCAACAGGCUGUCGGGGCAACGGCUGCAAUGAAAAUGCAACAGGCUUCCUUAAUUUUGCAUCCAAACUUUAUGCAAACAGUGCACAACGAUUAAGUUAGAAUUAUUUACUUUCUACAAGUAAAAAUUAGAGCAUUAAGUUAAAUUAUAAGAAUUGUAUAAACAUAAUUAAUUUUUAAAAUAAUAUAAAU
Molecule: messenger RNA, 2407 nt
Organism: Teleopsis dalmanni
Lineage: Eukaryota; Metazoa; Arthropoda; Insecta; Diptera; Diopsidae
Product: zinc finger and BTB domain-containing protein 41
Exons: 5
Coding region: 177-2312 (711 amino acids)
Biological process (GO): regulation of transcription by RNA polymerase II
Cellular component (GO): nucleus
Molecular function (GO): DNA-binding transcription factor activity, RNA polymerase II-specific; RNA polymerase II transcription regulatory region sequence-specific DNA binding; zinc ion binding
Source: RefSeq, a predicted model, not a curated record